Haemonchus placei is the source of this 531-nucleotide messenger RNA. Lineage: Eukaryota; Metazoa; Nematoda; Chromadorea; Rhabditida; Trichostrongylidae. The record is from the annotation of a GenBank genome assembly.
AUGCUGUUCAAACAUUUUUCUUUUCCGAAGCCACCCACAGCGUAAAUGAACCUGUCGACAACAGCAACGCCAGAUAAAGACCUUUCCUGGUUCAGAGGAGCAACGUACUGCCAUUCAGGACUAGCACCUCCAGGAUCCAGCCGCUCCACACUCACCUCGUUUGAUCCACCCACUAUUCCUCUCUAAAGGGGCAAAAUUGGACAAUUAUAAAACUGGGGAACUUCUCCUGUUGGGGCUUGUGUGUAUGGAUUAAUUUUCUGAGAAAUGAUCAUUGUUAAACUUCACCAGACCGACGUAAAUCACUUCAUCUACUGCACCAAACGCUCGAGUCCUUCUGCCUUGCACCUUCGGAUGUUCAAGUGCAGACAAUUGAAGAAUCACGUCAUCCUUAGCUCGGUCGACCAGAUUGCGGCAGGUGGCGUCAGCCAUCACGAGCGCAUUCUUACUUACUGCGUUGAUAAGAAACUCCGGCCGACAAAGAGGAAAUCGUACGCACUCCAACAGCUUCGGGAGCAAUUGCUUCCGAGAUGA